CUCUCUUCUGCUUUACGUGCGGGGAAGCAGCAGCUCCAGCAGACCCCGUGUCCUGCCUCCCGCGUCCCCGCCGCUCUGCCUCUAUUCUCGGCUUCUCGUUGCGGUUGUGGAGCCUGGUGGCCGCUGAGGAACCGACAUGGGGUGUUUCUUCUCCAAGAAGUCCAAGAGCAGGUCGGAGGAGAAAGAUGAACGGACGCCGACGACGACGACUGUGGCAACUACGGCAACGGGCAACGCGGUUCCCCUUGGCAACAACAGCGACGAGGCUCCGAAGCAAUACAGCUGGGACAAGAGGGAGAAGGUGGACCCUAAGGACUACAUGCUGACGGGGCUGAAAGACGUGACGGUCGGACGCCUGCCGGGCAAACUGAACGGCCAGCAGUUCGUCAUCCAGGAGUGCGAGAACUGUGACAUCUUCGUGUUCGACCACUCGGCCACCAUCACCAUCGACGACUGCGUCAACUGCCGCAUCGUCCUCGGGCCGACCAAGGGCAGCGUGUUCUUCAGGGACUGCAAGGACGUCAAGUGUGUCGUGGCCUGUCAGCAGUUCCGCACGCGAGACUGCAAGAAGAUGGAGGUGUUCCUGUGCUGCGCCACCCAGCCCAUCAUCGAGUCCUCCAUCGGCAUGAAGUUCGGCUGCUUCCAGUACUUCUACCCGGAGCUGGCCUUCCACUUCAAGGACGCCGGGCUCAGCAUCUUCAACAACAACUGGAGCAACGUGCACGACUUCACGCCGGUGUCCGGGGAGAACAACUGGAGCCUGCUGCCGGAGGCCGCCGCCGUCCUGGAUUCAGUGCCCGCCCCGGACCCGGAGUCCGAGUUCAAGGGGGUUCGGAUCUCCGCCAACCCCGAACGCAGCAUCGUGCCUUUGACGAGGGGGGGGAGGCGGAAGGACAGCGAGGAGUCUUGUCUGUUUGUCUUCUUCGCCGGAGAAUACACCACGGCGAACGCACGGAAACUGAUCGAUGAGGCCACUGCUAAAGGCUUUGUGUUGAUCCAGACCAAAGAAGUGUCCAUGCGACCUGAAGAUGUGAAGAGAGUGUUUCAGAACAGUGCAGAUGACCUGGUGGAGUGGAUCACUAAAGGUUCGGUCAUCGCUCUGGAGCUGAACGGAGACGGAGUGGUGGAAGCCUGCAAGAGCAUCGCGGACGAGGUGUUCAGUGGCACCAAGGUCUUCGUCUCUGAUAACAAAAACACGUCCUCUCGAGAUGUCGACAACUUCUUCAACUUCGCUGACAUGCAGAUGGGCUUGUGAGCGACCGAGCAUCCAAGCAACCUGAUCCCCUGAACGCCUCGCCGUCCAGCGGGGGGGUUGAGUAGAGCGUCCUGUUUUUAUCCUCAAAUAAUUACCUACUUAAUGAAAAAUAUUAAGGACUGGUUUUUGAUACUGAAACUCAGCUGAUCAAGUAUGAGUCUUUGGAUUAAAGUUAAACCGUCAGCUGUAAACAUCUGGAAGUCCGGUCGUCGCUGUGAAUAUUUAUAUUUCUACGAAUGUAUUCUGUUGCUUUUUAUCGAUUUGUGAAUGUAGCUCUUUGCUGUAAAUGUAGUUCAUUUUAAUUUAAAGCUUUGACUUUCUUAACUGAAACCACGAGCACACGAAUGCCUGAGGGAAAAUAUUUUAUAUAAAUAUAUAAAAAUCAUAUUUUUUAUUUCGUACAAGGAUUUAUUUGUGUAUGUGGGUUAAAUGUUUAGAGUUAUUACUGAUAUAUAUUUUAGGCCAAAGCUGAACUGUCACAGUGUGUUAGUCUCUGUUUACAUUCUUUAGUGUGAACAUUUCUAUUAUAGCUGGUUUUGUGACGUAGCCAACUCAUGUGAUCAACUUUAUUUUGUAAUAUGUGUUUUAUACUCUGCUGAAUGUUUUUUUGUAUCUGGACACAAAUUCUUGUUCUUUGUCAUCAUUUUUAGUAUAAAGUUUCAAUAAGUUUGACUUCAUUUUGUUAAAAGGCUUUUUUUUUAAUCACACCUGUGCUGUUAUUCUAUGUUAAAUAAACAUUCCUCACUGUGUUCCU
Messenger RNA from Anoplopoma fimbria (sablefish), 2009 nucleotides. It is a transcript of the gene rp2, whose product is annotated as RP2 activator of ARL3 GTPase. Gene Ontology annotation, cellular component: periciliary membrane compartment; cilium. Gene Ontology annotation, biological process: post-Golgi vesicle-mediated transport. Bases 137 to 1255 code for a protein of 372 amino acids. The record is from RefSeq and is a predicted model, not a curated record. The transcript has 5 exons. Gene Ontology annotation, molecular function: GTPase activator activity. Lineage: Eukaryota; Metazoa; Chordata; Actinopteri; Perciformes; Anoplopomatidae.